Messenger RNA from Phymastichus coffea, 2642 nucleotides. It is a transcript of the gene Zyx, whose product is annotated as lipoma-preferred partner. The coding region runs from base 266 to 1900 and encodes 544 amino acids. The record is from RefSeq and is a predicted model, not a curated record. The transcript is spliced from 6 exons. Gene Ontology annotation, biological process: cell-cell adhesion. Lineage: Eukaryota; Metazoa; Arthropoda; Insecta; Hymenoptera; Eulophidae. Gene Ontology annotation, cellular component: focal adhesion; stress fiber.
AAGACUGAACUGCAAAGUGAAGAGACGCAAAGGUGGGGAAAAAUCAUCGUCUCGGACCUCGGUGUGGUCCGUCGCUGUCAAGUCAACGCACAAUACACGACUCCAUUCGGAACGCUAAACAAGUGGGACUCUCAUUGAGAACACGUCAGUGAUAUUCACGGCUACAAAGAUUUGUAAGACUUUUUGCUAUCCGGUGAGUUUGAGAAUUUUGCAGCUUUUAACCAGAACGAUUCUGCUCGAUAAUAAAAAAGAAUAUUACAGCAAAAUGUCCAAUAUUGGAAAUUUGGAGCAAAAAAUUGCAAGCUUGCACUUAAACCAUGAUGGCAAAUCUUCAGCACCACAGUCGGGUAAAAAAGUUAGACCUGCUGUGCCCCCAAAACCAAAAAAAUCACAGCCACAGGUGCCACAAAGUUAUUCAAUAAAGGCUGCAUCCAUUCCAUCAUAUAGUACAGUAUUGAACAAUACUGGAUCUACUGAUAAAUCAACAAACCUGUACAUGAAUUCUCCAGUACCAUUCAUUCCACAUAGCGUAGAGAAGACUGAUUAUCCUUGCUCUAUGCCAUUAAAUGGAACAAAUACUUCUAAAAUCUAUCAAAACAAUGAGAAUUUUUACACGAAUCAAUCACCGGAGAAAUUUGAUACAAUGUACAGAUACGAUGAUAAGAACUUUUAUUCAAACAUUGGUAAUCUGCCAGGACCACAAGUGCCAAUCACAAGUGAUAGAUCAAAUAGAUCAACUAGAAAUGCAGUUUACAGCAACGUAGAACCUGCCAUUCCUAUACCUGUUCCUAAACCCAUACAGAAGGAAAAAGAUAUUAUUUACAGUAAUAUUCAAUGGAAUGCUACUAAACCUGAAAAUACCUACUGCAAUAUACCAGGUCCAGGCCACAACUCUGAUGAUUUACCACCACCCCCUGAACCUUUAGAAUAUAUUUCUUGCAUACCUGGUAAUUCCUUUCCUUCACCUCCCGAAGAACUCCCACCUCCACCAAGUCCUGUGUCAUCCAGUUACAGUGAAUUAAGAAGAGCAACUUAUCAAACAGAUUUUGUAUCCGAAACCUACCCGAAUGAUAUUUAUGGCCCAAGCUCUCAAUCUAGCUCCACUUAUGAAUCAAUUUAUGAACCAAUAAAUCCAAGGCCACCAUCUCAACUGUCUUGUAAUUACUCGGUUUACUCUGGAUAUGGUUCUGCUUCUCAGCCACAAGGAAAAGUUUCUCCAGUAAAAGAAGUAGAUGCAUUGACAGAUCUGUUAGUGCAAGGAAUGGAAGAUAAUGCAGAAGACAGUGAUAUUUUCGGUAUAUGUGCACAAUGUGGAAAAAAAGUUGAAGGAGAAGGAACUGGAUGUUCUGCCAUGGAUAAAGUAUUUCAUAUAAGCUGUUUCUGUUGUUAUGUUUGCAAUGUCAAUCUGCAAGGGAAACCGUUCUACCCACUUGAAGGAAAGCCUUACUGUGAAGAUGAUUACUUGAAUACUCUGGAAAAAUGUUGCGUCUGCACUCGACCAAUUUUACACAGAAUUCUACGAGCUACAGGAAAACCAUAUCACCCCUCGUGCUUUACUUGCGUCGUUUGUGGUCAAAGUUUGGAUGGAAUUCCAUUCACUGUCGAUGCGACAAAUCAAAUACAUUGCAUACAAUGUUUCCAUAAGAAAUUUGCUCCGCGAUGCUGCGUAUGUAAAUUACCAAUUAUGCCUGAAUCUGGCGAUGAAGAAGAAGAGACUGUUCGUGUUGUUGCACUAGAUAGAAGUUUCCACACUCAAUGCUACAAAUGCGAAGAUUGCGGAUUAGUUUUAUCAUCUGAUUCAGAAGGUGGAUGCUACCCAUUGGAUGACCAUGUCUUAUGCAAAAGUUGCAACGCUAGAAGAGUGCAAACUUUAACGUCGCAUAUGACAACUGAACUAUAAAAAGUAAAUAUUGUUAUUCUUGACACGCAAUCGAUAACUAAUAAAUUGGGUUAACAUUUAUUAUACAUUAUCGUAAUACUUUUUUAUUCCAAUUUUGUAAUGACUAAAUAACAUUUCGAGGUUUUUAAAAUUUUUUUACAUACAUAAACUUUUUAUAAGUGCAUUUAUAAUAUAUAUAAAUAUAUAAAUUUAGAUUUGUUCUAACUACAAUAUGCAGAAAGUGAGCCUGUUAAAUUAUAAAACAAAAAAAAUAACAGUUACGCAUCGACUUUUUUUGUAAACAACUGUAAAUAAAUAAAAUACGUUUAUAUUGUUAGACGAAUUAAAAGAAUUUAUAGAGAAUCAAUUGCUUUUAUAAAUGCAUAUACAGAUAUUGAGUGAUUUAUUACUUCUGCGUGAAGAAAUUAUUUAUAGUUAUUUUAUAAAAUCAGUGUUAAUACCAUACAUCCGACAAUGAUUUUGAAAAAUAUUAACAUCAAAUUUAACGUAAGGCAUUCUAUAGCUAUAAUGUUGCAAUACAUAUAGGAAUGCUGUUAAUAAAAUGAACAAACAUGCAUCUAUGUAUCAAGUCAAGAAUAAUAUUUAUAAGAUAUAAGUAAGUAUCUAUCUGUAAAUUACUGGUAGAAAAAUUGUGAUGUCUUUAGAUGUAAUGGUAAACUAUACGUUAUUAUUGUAAACGAAACUAUGAAUGUUAUACAUGCUUGGUAAAGAUUCACGCAUAAAUAAAGCCUAUAAAAAUUAA